Molecule: messenger RNA, 6396 nt
Organism: Siniperca chuatsi (mandarin fish)
Lineage: Eukaryota; Metazoa; Chordata; Actinopteri; Centrarchiformes; Sinipercidae
Gene: cds1
Product: CDP-diacylglycerol synthase (phosphatidate cytidylyltransferase) 1
Exons: 13
Coding region: 284-1657 (457 amino acids)
Cellular component (GO): endoplasmic reticulum membrane
Molecular function (GO): phosphatidate cytidylyltransferase activity
Source: RefSeq, a predicted model, not a curated record
ACUUGACAGCAGUGGGAGGGGAGCAGGGACUGCGGUGAUAAACAAACACACGCAGUGAACUCGUCAGUAUCUUCUCGAGCUCUGUUGCAGAGCUUUGAUAACACCGGCUGAACCUCAGGAAAGCUGACCUUCACGGACCGAGCUUUAAAGUCAAAACCGGGUUACAAAUCCCGGACUUUAACUGAAAAACCCAGGCAUUUUAUCCCCUUCUCCCUCCCUCCUCCCUCCCCUGGAGUCGGCUUAUGUGACACAUUAACGUCCCGGGCAGCGAAACGAGCGAAACAUGACGGAGCUGAGGAAGCGAGGCGGAGGCGGAGGAGACCCUGACAGCACCGAGAAUAUCAGCGACAAGGAGGCCGAUGGUGAUGACAGGCUGGGCCUGCAAGGCGACGCAGAGGGAGAAUGUGAUGGUGACUCCAAAGCAGACACUCCAGAUGUUCUUCCCUCCACAGCAGACACAGACAACACUCCACAAUACCUGAACAAAGCUCUGGAGGGCCUGCCGCCCAGAUGGAAGAACUACUGGAUACGAGGGGUUCUGUCUUUAGCCAUGAUUUCAGGCUUUUUCCUCAUCAUCUAUAUGGGACCUGUCACUCUAAUAUUAGUGGUCAUGACUGUCCAAAUCAAAUGUUUCCAAGAAAUCAUCACCAUUGGCUACAGAGUUUACCAUUCCUAUGAACUGCCUUGGUUCAGGACACUAAGCUGGUACUUCCUGAUUUGCGUAAACUACUUCUUCUAUGGUGAAACUGUAGCGGAUUACUUCGGGGCUCUGGUGCAGAGGGAGGAACCUCUGCAGUUCCUGGCUCGCUAUCACCGCUUCAUCUCCUUUGCUUUGUACCUCGCAGGUUUCUGCAUGUUUGUGCUGAGUUUAGUGAAGAAACAUUACCGCCUGCAGUUUUAUAUGUUUGCUUGGACCCAUGUGACCCUGUUGAUUGUGGUAACUCAGUCCCACCUUGUCAUUCAGAACCUGUUUGAAGGAAUGAUCUGGUUUAUUGUCCCGAUCUCCAUUGUGAUCUGCAAUGACAUCAUGGCCUAUCUGUUUGGAUUCUUCUUUGGAAGGACCCCACUGAUCAAGCUCUCACCCAAGAAGACCUGGGAGGGCUUUAUCGGAGGUUUCUUCUCCACUGUGGUCUUUGGCUUCAUCCUGGCCUACCUCCUGUCUCAGUUCCAGUACUUUGUGUGUCCUGUGGGCUUCAACAGUGAGACCAAUGGGUUUACAGUUGAAUGUGAGCCCUCUGAUAUCUUUGUGAUGCAGGAGUACACUCUUCCUGCUGUGGUACAAAACACACUGAGAUGGAAAACGGUGAACCUGUACCCCUUCCAGAUCCACAGCAUCUUCCUCUCGUCCUUCGGGUCUCUCAUCGGGCCUUUUGGCGGCUUCUUUGCCAGCGGCUUCAAGCGAGCCUUCAAAAUCAAAGACUUUGCCAACACCAUUCCCGGCCACGGUGGCAUCAUGGAUCGAUUCGACUGUCAGUACCUGAUGGCCACCUUCACACACGUGUAUAUAGCCAGCUUCAUCAGGGGACCGAACCCAAGCAAGGUGCUGCAGCAGCUGUUGAUGCUUCAGCCUGAACAGCAGCUCGGCAUUUUCCACACUCUGCACUCCCACCUGAGAGAGAGGGGCAUGCUCCCCCCAGCUGCUGCCCAGGCUGAAUGAAAGACUGCGUGCUUCGCAGGGUGAUGACUGGAGAGUGCGUGUGAUGGUUUGGAAAGUUUGUGUAAGCAUGUACACACACACAGGCACACACACUCUUAAGUAUGGCUGUAUGGUGUGUGAGCCCAGACCUCUCUCAGAGUGUCCAUCGUCAUCCUGCCGGCUCUUCAUUCGACUUCCAACCAGCUCAAAAUCACGACUUUGAACCUGAGGUGACUCUCCAGUCUAAAUGGAAUAACCUUUGUAGUAAAAAGAAAAAAACACAAUAACACAACAACAACAACAACAAAAAAGGCGGCUUUGUUGCUUUCCACUUGGACAGGCACCUAAACUACAACACGCUUCGCGAGCAAACAGGCAGUCCCCAUCCUAAAAACUUACAGACUGAAGAUAAAAUGUCUUAUCAAACAAAAUGGACUCUAAAGCACAUGGCUUCGUCAGCGCAGGUGGAUGGUGGAUGUGCAGUUUCCCUGUGGACGGCAAAUAUUGCACUGACUUUAACUGAACAAAUGGAUUUAAGAAGCUUUACCAGCAUAAACUGGGCCUAAAGUGUUGGGCACACGGACAUGAGCUACAGCAAACAAACUGCUGAGACUUGGGGUUUGGGUGUGGGUGAAGCAGUGAUGCAGCAGGGUUGUCAAACAUACUCUAGACACUGUUUUAUAGACUAUGCUCUAUUUAAUGGUCCUAAACUCACAGCAUAACAAAACAUGUAGCAUGUACGCUGUAGUAGUAAGUCCUGUCUUGGGGUACUGCUAAACUAAGCCAUGUUUAUUCUCUUCUUCUACAACGUGAACUUUUAGCUUUUAGGUUUCUGUUUCUAUCUAAAUAAAUUGCACAAUUAAAGUCAAUAACGAUUGACUGUAGGCAUGUUAACGCAGAAACUAGAGCAUCAGCACUAGAGCAUCAACACUCAAGUUAACGUACUGUACAUAAAUAUACUGGAAAUAUUUAGCUGAAAAAAUACUUAAGACAUAUUAUAACAACUUGCUGGGGAAAAAGAAAACAUUUUUAUGCUAUGAGAAAUGAUAUGCAAAAAAAAAAGAGAUGUAACUCAUUUGUAGCCUUUAGCAGGAACAAAUAAGAUUUUUAUGAGGUAGGGAUGUAGAUUUGAGGCUGUUCUCGGUGACCCUUUACUAGAGAUUGUAAAAAGAAUUUAAAGGAAUAGUUUGACAUUUGGAAAAUAGGCUUAUUCUUGCAGAGAAUUAGAUUAGAAAAUUGAUAACACUCUCAUGUUUGUGCGUUAAGUAUGGAGCUAGAGCCAGGAAGUGAAUAGCAUAAAGACUGAACGCAGGGGGAAACAGCUAGCCUGAGUUUGACCAAAGUUUACCUGUGAAGCUCACUAAUAAACACAUUGUUGGUGAACAACAGUUGUGUGCAGUAACUUCCCCUCAGUCGCCACAGUGACGACCAAACACGCAAGGUCGAACGGUUUGUGAAAGGUGCAGCACACAAUUCUACAAAGCAGCUGACAUUCCAAUGUACAGACUACAUUGGAUAGUAAAUAAUCACAAUUUAAAUUUUCUUUUUGGUAUUCCCGUCCUCCCUGACUUUUUUUGCCAUGCUUGAGAUUGAAAGGAAACUCCGGGAAUUCAGAGAUGUAAAAAUCAAUCAAUCACUUUUCCUCCAUUGAUAAAUGACCUCCCUCAUUGUGGAGGUUAGUUUAUGUGGGAUUAAAGUUUAAUUAAGUUGACCUUUGGCUGCAAAACAUGGUGGAAAAUCAGCGUAGUGCACUGCUAUGGCUCGCGUAGCUGCCUGGGAGAGCGCAGGUGAUCUCCCCAGUGGAAAUAAUGACCUCGCUCUGCGCAUUAUUGAACUUGCGCUUUUGGUGUGGAAGCCCUGUGAGGUUGCCACAAACCAGCAGAGACGCUGCACUGAAUUGUUGAGUGGACAGAUUAACUGUUGCUCAUCAUGAAAUAGUUGCACCACAUCUAAAACUACAAAUUGCAGUUUUUACAUUUCUGUUUGUGUACAGAUUAAACAAAUGUGUUCAUUUGUGAGCUUUAGAGGUGUAACUUUGAAUAAAAGGCAGUCGAGCCGUUUCCCCCUGCUUCCAGUCUUGCUAGGCUAAUCGCCUCCUAGCUCUAGGAUUCAUACUAACCCACAUACAUGAGCAUGAUAUUGAUAUUCUUAUCUAACUCUCGGAAAGAAAUUGGAUAAGUGCAUUUCCCAAAAUGGUGAACUAUUCUUUAAAAAAAAAAAAAAAAACUGUGCUUCCUUUAUUGAUUUGAACUAGUUGCACUGUAGUGGGGGGUGGAUGCAUCAGACCACUUCGAAGGUUCCCACAUCCACGGACACGUUUGUUCAACGGUCAUAAAAAAUCUUGCUAUUUCGGAGUCUUCUUAUGCAUUACAUCACUCUUAAAUUAUUAAGUUUCAGAAUGUAGUUUUGUAAUAUGAGAUGUUAUCAAUGAUAACAUAAGAUUUGAGUACAUUUGGAGAAUAUAUACUGUACAGUAUGUGUGUGUGUGUAUAUACAGUACUGUAUUGUACACAUAUCUUUAAGUAUAUAAAAAUCUGACACUCUGGGCGAUGGUUUUAUUAGCAAUAUAUUCAUCUUAUGCAAGUUGCAGUUUGAUUCCUUAGGAUAUGGGUUGGAUGAUUUUAUUCUACAUGAAAUCUGUGGCAUUGAUGAUUAAUCACAUGUUCACCAGUGUGAGAAAUAAGACAAGCGUGUUACAAGGCUGCGUUUGCGGCUAACAGGGCCGAUGAGGUUCUCUGACUGAAUCCACAUCUUUUCAGAGAGAAAUAUUUACCAAAGCACUGUCUGAUUAACACUGAUUUCCUUCCGUUAUUGAAACAGCUCUAGGGCCCAGGUCCAAACGAUCGUCUCCUUCCUAUUCUGACAUCCUCUCUUUGUUCUGAAAAAUGGAAACAUGCAAAAAGGAGAGUUUGGGACUGGGCCGCAGACUGGAGUGCUAACAUUUUAAUCUGUGGCCUGUGCAAUGUGUGUCACUGUGUUCUGUUCACCUACUUCAGUUGGUGGACGAAGAGGAUGUUAUAAUUUAUUUGUCCAGUUUGUUCUGUUCAUGUUUUCCUCAGAGAAGUGCAUUUUCGUGUGUUUGAAGUGAACGAGGGUGCUGGGUGGAUUUUUGGGACCAGCUGUAUUGUACUGUAGAAAUCGAUAACUAAACCCUCUCUCUGGUAAAACACACACUACUGCUUUACAGGCUUUUCUGUAUUCAACCUUCACUGUCCAACUUACAUAUUGAACAAGAUGAAGCAAAGCAUGUAGCCAUCUGGGCAGUGUUCAGACUAAAGCAAUCUGACCAAAAAUCAACACAAACAGCAGAUGGUCAAAUGAUUUAGAUUUGUUUUGUUUUUUAAAGCUGUUUUAUAUGGAGUCUGAAGUGUGCCACCGGAAUAAUUAAACACUUUUAUUGGUAAAUUAAUCAGUCAAAUAAUCAAAGCAUCAAAAAACUGUAAAAAUUUCUUCUGCUUUUAUUCCUUAGUUUCCAUUUAAUGAUCACUUACAUUUAAAUGUAAUUUUAAUUUAAAUAAUUUUCGAUUAGUCAAUUUAUUGUUUUGUCUGAAAAAUGUCAGAAAAUUGUGAACAGUGUCCCUCACAGUUCCCCAGAUGACGAAUAGUCCAAAACCCAAAGAUAUUCAGUUUACACUGAUAUAAAACAAAGAAAAGCAGCAAAUCCUCACACUUACACUGACGCUGGAAUCCAAGAAAGAUUUUGAUGGAUAAAUGACCAAUUAAUCGAUUAUUAAAAUAGUUGCUGAUUAAGUUUCAGUCAAUCUGCUAAUCAAUUAAUAGAUGAAUUGUUUCAGCUCUAGUUAGAAGACACAUAUGCUAACAGAAUAAGUAAAAUUUUAAGUGUUUUGCAAGACAAUAAGAUAAUAAUGAAGUUGAACUAUUAAUUGGCAAAUUUCAUAACUUUUUCAUGAACACCAUCAGUCAUUAUAUGUAAAUUUAAUUACAUAGCGUCACUUAAAUGCAUCGAUUAAUUAUAAUUAAGAAGUGUAUUAUUCCAUUGGCACACUCGAAACUCCAGUUUUACAGUUAUAGUUCAAAUUAGAUCUAAGCUGGUGUGUGGACUAAUGUGUAUUUUUAUUCAAGUUAUGAAGGUAUAACACUUGUGGUACACAAAUGUAAAGGUAGUUUUAGCAGCCCAAAUGUCAGAUAAUGAUGCACUGCAGAUGUUUGGUUGCUCCUCUUUUUAAUUUAUCAUUUUGUGUAUAUUUUGUGUGAUUUGCUUUGAGCAGAAAUGUUUUCUAAUGAAAAUCUAUAGCUUUUGAAGUGGAUAAGAUUAAAAACUAUACUGAGGAAGUAUGUUGUUAAUAUAGGGGUAAUAGAAAGAAAUGUAUAAACCACAUAUUGAUAUCUUGUUAGGGAUAAAGUGAAGCUGUUUACUGUAUGGAGGUGAAUAAAGUUUUGUUUUUUUUCUUUAAAAUGUCUUACAUUUUGUUUCAUGUCCUUUUGAUAAUGACAAGACAGAAUUCACUUUCACAUUGAAGGAACAACUUCUGAUUUAUUCACAAAAUAAAGCUCGACAGUUUGUGAUUAGACAUUUAAAAAAAGGAUUUUGCAGUGUGAAAGAGCAAAUGCAACGUUUGUACUCAUGUAGCUCUUACAAACAGCCAAGCAUUGAGAACAGAAAUCUGUCAAAGGGAAUAUUUGGAAAGAGACACCUCUGGCGUCAACAAACAAGCCGCCAUGUUGGAGGAAUGACAACAAGAGAAAGGUCAUUUAAAAAAAAAAAAAAAAAAAAAAAAAAAAAAAAAAAAAAAAAAGAA